This is a messenger RNA of Sebastes umbrosus (honeycomb rockfish), 1696 nucleotides long. It is a transcript of the gene slc35a2, whose product is annotated as solute carrier family 35 member 2. The record is from RefSeq and is a predicted model, not a curated record. Gene Ontology annotation, molecular function: UDP-galactose transmembrane transporter activity. The coding region runs from base 309 to 1448 and encodes 379 amino acids. Gene Ontology annotation, cellular component: Golgi membrane. The transcript is spliced from 6 exons. Gene Ontology annotation, biological process: pyrimidine nucleotide-sugar transmembrane transport. Lineage: Eukaryota; Metazoa; Chordata; Actinopteri; Perciformes; Sebastidae.
UCCCGUCUCUGCAACUGUAGUUCAUUCACUUCCUGAACACCUCAGUCAGCUCCUCACCUCAGUUUUCAUCCAGGUGCUCCUCUAACCUCAGCUCCGGCUUAGUAUCCGGCUGACUCCCGCUUCUGUAACCCAAACAAACAAACAAACAAACCGGAGGUCUGUGCUCCGGUUUAGGGUCUAAACUACUGUGAACCAGGGGGAGUAGAGCUAGCUGGCUGGGAGGCUCAACGUUAGCCGAGCAGCAGCAGCAGCAGGUGAAGGAAGCAUCGCUCCGGUCUGGACCUGACGGCGGGUAGAGCGAGCGCAGCAUGGCCGCAGGGAGCAGCAGCCUUGCGGGGGAGGAGAAGACAGCGAGCCGGAGUCAGAGCGACGUCAACAGGAAGUUGAAGUACAUCAGCCUGGCGGUGCUUGUGGUCCAGAAUGCGUCGCUCAUCCUCAGCAUCCGAUACGUACGCACGUUGCCGGGCGAUCGCUUCUUCACGACGUCAGCCGUCGUCAUGGCGGAGAUCCUGAAGGUCCUGACGUGUCUGCUCAUCAUCCUGCUGCAGAAGAGAUUCAAUGUGAAGGAAACGGCGCUCCUCCUGGUCGACUCCAUUGUGUUUCAGUACAAAGACACUCUGAAACUGGCCGUUCCUUCUCUCAUCUACACGCUGCAGAACAACCUGCAGUACGUCGCCAUCUCCAACCUGCCAGCCGCCACCUUCCAGGUGACGUACCAGCUGAAGAUCCUCACCACCGCUCUGUUCAGUGUGAUGAUGUUGAGGAAGUCUCUGUCCAGAGUUCAGUGGAUUUCUCUGCUGCUGCUGUUUGCUGGAGUCGCCAUCGUUCAGGUGCAGCAGGAGGGGAAGAAGGAGGCGUCGGUGGCGGACAGCUCCAACCAGAACUACAUGGUUGGUCUGGUCGCCGUGGUGAUCAGCUGCCUGUCGUCGGGCUUCGCCGGCGUUUACUUUGAGAAGAUCCUGAAGGGGAGCUCCGCGUCCGUCUGGAUGAGGAACGUGCAGCUGGGGAUCUUUGGCAUGGCGCUCGGCAUGCUGGGACUGUGGUGGAAGGACGGCGACGCCAUUGCCGAGCACGGCUUCACGUUCGGCUACACCAGUAUGGUGUGGUGCGUCAUCUUCAACCAGGCGUUCGGCGGGCUGCUGGUGGCCGUGGUGGUGAAGUACGCCGACAACAUCCUGAAGGGCUUCGCCACCUCCUUCUCCAUCAUCGUCUCCACGGUGACGUCCAUCUACCUGUUCGGCUUCCACGUGGACCUGCUCUUCACGGCGGGGGCGGGGCUCGUCAUCGGCGCCGUCUACAUGUACAGCCUUCCCAAAGCGGCCGGUGGCUCUUCGUCCCCGAGCGCGUCCUCGUCUUCCUCGGCGUCUUCGGCGUCGCCGAGGACGAACGAAGGCGCCGAGUUGGAGGCGUUUCUGCCAAAGUGUUCAGGUAAACAGAAAGGGUCCUGAGUGACAGACGGCUGUCUUCAUCCUCCCUGCUGACGCUAAUGCAGUGUUAUUAUGGUACUACAGUAUUAUUAUUAUGGUACUGCAGUAUUAUUAUGGUACUGCAGUACUGAACUGUGUUAUAGGUACUUAUUACACGGCUUUGUUGAAUACUCGAUUCUGAUUGGUCAAUCACAGCAUUCUACGGUCUGUUAUUUCUUUAUAGCAGACCGUUGCUAUGCAUAACAGACCGUUGCUAUGGGCACAGUUCU